AUGAUUUACAAUCAUAUUUUAAAAGGUCUCAAAAAAUUUGAAGAUCCCAAUCACCCGUUUUUGGGACCUAACAUUUAUGGUCUUAAAACAUUUGGAUUAUUACACCAUACUAAUAAAUAUGCAAGAAUGUUUUACAAAGCUUUACAUUUAUGUUCUUUCAUAUUCGUUAUAACUCAAAUUGUAGAUAUUUACUUCAUGAGAAACGACUUCAACAAAGUACUGUUAAAUAUAUCUAUAACAGCUUUAAGUUUAAUUGCUAUAUGCAAAACUAUAUCUUGCCUUUUUUUACAAUCACGUCUACUUAAAGUAAUCAAUGCAAUUAACGAAGAAGAAGCGGCACUUUCUUCAUAUGAUACAUUUGAAGAAAAACAUAUGAAGAAUGAUAUAAAUUAUGCACGACUUAUCACAUAUUUAUAUUGGUUAGUUAUCUUGAUAACUAGUGUUGUAACAAUUAUCGCUCCAUUUUUAAAAUAUGCAACGACUUCAUCGUAUAGAGAGGAAAUAAAUAACGGUAAUGAACCAUAUCCACAGAUUUUGAGUUCAUGGUUUCCUUUCGAUAAUAAUAAGAUGCCGGGAUAUUUUGUCGCAACACUAAUUCAUACGAUCAUGACAAUACAAGGAGCUGGAGUUGUCGCGGUUUACGAUGCGAACGCGGUUUCAAUAAUGAUUUUUCUAAAAGGACAUUUUAUAAUCUUACAAGAAAAAUGUCGUCGAAUUUUUGAAGCUAAGGAUGGAAAUUUAACAAAAUCAGAAAUUUUCAUUAGGAUUAAAGAGUGCCACAGACGUCAUAAUUAUCUGCUGAGAUUGUAUUCGACAUUUAAUUCAAUGAUAUCGCCGGUUAUGCAGUUAUAUGUUCUUGUGUGUUCUAUAAACAUUUGCUGCAGCGUGAUACAGUUAAAUCUGGAGAAUGUGGCAACAUCACAAAAAAUAUGGGUAUUUGAAUAUGUUUCUGCUCUGGCAAUACAACUCUUUUUAUUGUGUUGGCAUAGUAAUGAAAUAAAGGUGGAGAGUGACCGAGCAGACCGUGGUGUGUAUGAAAGCAACUGGUGGAAGGCUGACCCGAGUGAGCGCAAGCAACUCCUACUGUUGGCAGGGAAAUUGGCCCCGACGUACAUAAUGAAAGCCGGCCCGUUCACUGAGCUCUCCAUUUCAACAUUCAUCGAUAUAAUGAAGGGGACAUACAGUUUUUACACCUUGUUUGCACAUAUCCAAGAAAAACGAGAGUAAUGUAAAAAUUACGCAAAAUUUAACACAAUUACAGAGAC
Molecule: messenger RNA, 1265 nt
Organism: Papilio machaon (common yellow swallowtail)
Lineage: Eukaryota; Metazoa; Arthropoda; Insecta; Lepidoptera; Papilionidae
Product: odorant receptor 46a
Exons: 5
Coding region: 1-1227 (408 amino acids)
Biological process (GO): sensory perception of smell; detection of chemical stimulus involved in sensory perception of smell
Cellular component (GO): plasma membrane
Molecular function (GO): odorant binding; olfactory receptor activity
Source: RefSeq, a predicted model, not a curated record